Molecule: messenger RNA, 261 nt
Organism: Lachancea lanzarotensis
Lineage: Eukaryota; Fungi; Ascomycota; Saccharomycetes; Saccharomycetales; Saccharomycetaceae
Product: LALA0S16e00188g1_1
Exons: 1
Coding region: 1-261 (86 amino acids)
Source: RefSeq, a predicted model, not a curated record
AUGGGUUUCAAAGAAAAAUUUCAAAAGUUUAAAUACUACAUUUCCGGUUCCCCCGUCAAGGGCGAACAUUACAAAGACCCGCCUAACGUGAAGGACCUUCCUCACAUGACUGAUGCGGACGGUCAAUUGGUUGCUGUGUCUUCAGGAAAGCGUGAGCUGUCGCCAGUGUUGAGUGCUACCCUUAACAUUCAGAAUUCUCACAGAGGUGAGCAAGUGAAUGAAAACGAUGACACGAUCGAGGGUGCAAUGGCAAAGGCAUGA